AUGCUGCUGAAUCAGUCCCCUCGGGGGUCUUUCAGUGUUCCUGUUAACAUCACCCUGCAGGGUGCGCGGCGGCGACACAUGCGGGAUGUUAUCCACCAGCAGGCCCAGCUGCAGGAUUCUGGGGGGAACUGGAGGAAAGAGAGGGAGUUGAAGUGCAACGAGAAAGCCCGAGCUCAAAUCCCAGACUCCAGCGUUGGAGAAGACAGAGCCGUCCUCCUAGGCUUCCUCAUGAUGGCCUGCUCCAUCCUCAUGUACCUGAUGGUGGGAAUCUUGAUGGUCAAACCGUGCAUCCAUAGUGAUUGGAUAAGUUCUGUGAACUGCUCACUGGUGCAGACUGAGUUGUCGGAUGAAGUGAUGGACUGCCGUGGCAUUGUUAACUUCAAAUGUCUGCGUGCUUUGGUAAACAUCACAACCUCUGACAAAACGUCCUCGCUUCAACUUUACUACGAUGAAGACGCUGUGAAUUCCAGGCUAAAAACAAACUCUUUCUCCCAGUGUUUCUACACUCCCAAAUGCCAACGAAACAAGACGGAACAAGAAACCGAGGCCCGUAACAUCAAAGAAGCGUUAAUUACGCAAAGGGAAAACAUGACAUGCUUUAUCAGCCCUUCACACCCAGAAGAUGCCAUCUGCAGGAGGAAAUAUAACAUAGAAAUGGCCCUGUAUUACCUGCUGUGGCCCAGCCUCAUGUUGUUUGGCGGGAUCGUCCUGGUGGGACUAGUGAAGCUCAACCAGCAUCUGGCUUUCCUCUGUUCUGAUAUCAGCAUCAGGGAUGCGUAUCUGGACAAUCAGAGUAACCUGGUGGAGGGAAGGAUCUACCGGCUCUUAAAAUGCAGAUCUGGAGAACCCACAGAGCAGCAUAAACCACUUAGCUAGAAAAUUACCCAAUCCAAACACUACUGGAAUGGGAAAUGUAGCAGAUAUAAUGUCUUUAUUCUAUGCCUUAUGAUAGUAAAGGGAUAGUUCACACUAAACUGAAAAUUAUGAGAUAAUUUAAUCCAACCCAGGCUCAUUCUGAAAAUGUACCCCUAUCUAAAAUUCUGGAGAAUACCAAAUACGUCCCAGGAGGUACAUUUUUUGCUGUUUUUGUUUUCGCAAAUCUGCAAGGCCGCUGUGUAUGCUUUUUGAGAUCUCAAAUUUCUCUCGCAAGUGCCAUUCGUGCCUGCUGUU
Messenger RNA from Danio aesculapii, 1170 nucleotides. RefSeq names its product calcium-activated potassium channel subunit beta-3-like. The transcript is spliced from 4 exons. Gene Ontology annotation, biological process: potassium ion transport; detection of calcium ion. Gene Ontology annotation, cellular component: voltage-gated potassium channel complex; membrane. Lineage: Eukaryota; Metazoa; Chordata; Actinopteri; Cypriniformes; Danionidae. The record is from RefSeq and is a predicted model, not a curated record. Gene Ontology annotation, molecular function: potassium channel regulator activity; calcium-activated potassium channel activity. The coding region runs from base 1 to 876 and encodes 291 amino acids.